Molecule: messenger RNA, 3700 nt
Organism: Rhizophagus irregularis DAOM 181602=DAOM 197198
Lineage: Eukaryota; Fungi; Glomeromycota; Glomeromycetes; Glomerales; Glomeraceae
Biological process (GO): endoplasmic reticulum to Golgi vesicle-mediated transport; GPI anchor metabolic process
Cellular component (GO): endoplasmic reticulum
Molecular function (GO): phosphatidylinositol deacylase activity
Source: RefSeq, a predicted model, not a curated record
ACGUUAAAAUUUAUCAAUUUAUCAAUAAUUUAUACUAUCAAUUUGAUCAAGUGCAUAGAUCAUCAGUAAAUAUCUAAAUUGCCACGCCCACCUUCGGAAUAAUAAUGGUGUCGGAUUAAAGAUUUUUUUCGUGUAUUCUGUAGAGAAAUUUUUUUUCUGUUGGUAAACACUUCCAGAACUGUACAUUAAGAGUCGCCUUUUGUGUUUCCGUUUCAACCUUAAAAUUUACAGAUAAAGAUAAAAUUAUUGAAAUUUAUCUCAUGGUUCGAAGGAGGUGGAAAGCUCAAGUGGCAGUAUCAUAGAACUUAAAAAAAGAAAAGAAAAAAAACUUUUAAUGGGUUUUCUUGAAACGGAAGAGCGAGAAUCACUCGAAAUAAAGUCACCUCGUUAUGAAGUCGACACCUCACAAAACGAACAACAUCAAGGAGAUAGAACUCCUUCUCCAGCAUCAUCGGAGAAUUCAGCACUUUUAAAUAAUAAUUUUCCAAGUAAUAUUCAAACUUUGACAAACUCUUUUAUAAGAUAUUCUUCUACCCCGCGGAAACUUAGUGCUUCAUUAUCAAUGCGAAAUGCUUCAGCUUCACUUUCAUUUUCUUACUCCAUGAUAAUUAUAGGAGUAUUAACAAUUAUUUUGGUUGGGAUGAUUAUGGAUUCAUUUUUUAACCGUCAAAAAGACUCCAAAGGGUGUCAUGUUUCGAGAAUGUACCCUUGGUUCAUCAAACAUGAUAACUUUGAUAGUGAACAAUCAAAAUUUGCCGGAAAGUAUGGCUUGUAUCUAUACAGAGAUAGAGUAUACGAUUCUAAUGAUCAGCCAACCGGCAUUCCAGCCCUUUUUAUUCCAGGCAAUGCUGGUAGCUAUAAACAAGUUCGUUCAAUAGCUUCAGAGACAUCAAAAAUUUUCUCCGAAAUUGUUUCGAGAGAUCAGAGAUCAUUAGAGAUGGGAGUUAGAGCACUUGAUUUUUUUACAGUUGAUUUUAAUGAAGAAUUUUCUGCACUUCAUGGACAUUCUCUGAAUGAGCAGGCGGAAUAUCUUAAUGACGCUAUUCGAUAUAUUUUAUCAUUGUAUCCGUCAACACGAAAAAUUCUGAAUACUAAUUCACCGCAUCCGGAUCCGACUUCUGUUAUUAUAGUCGGACAUUCAAUGGGUGGUGUAGUUGCUAGAACUUUAUUUACGAUGCCAAAUUAUCAACCUGGAUCCAUAAACACCAUUUUGACAUUUGCAACACCACAUGUUUUACCUCCUGCCCCAUUUGAUUGGCAAAUAAGUAAGAUUUACACCGAUAUUAAUGAGUUCUGGAGAAAUGGAUAUUCUCAGAGUGCAACUUCCGAAAAUUCUUUGGCGGAAGUUACUUUGAUAUCUAUCGCCGGUGGGAAUUUGGAUACUGUCGUAUGUUCAGAUUCUGCAAAUAUAAACUCAAUCGUUCCUGCAUCUCAUGGCUUCACUGUUUUUACUACAUCUAUUCCUAAUGUAUGGACUUCUAUGGAUCACCAAGCCAUUCUAUGGUGCGAGCAAUUAGUCAAGGUUGUAGCGACCUCUUUAUUGAGUAUUGUUGAUAUUAGGCGCUCCGGGCAAACGAAACCAAGCGCAGAAAGGAUGGCGGCAUUUCGAAAAUUUUAUUUAACUGGACUUGAAGAUCCAAUUGAUUUAGGAUUGAAUAAGUCAAAAAGAGAAUUUUUUGGAAUAGUAAAUUUGGAGAAGGUGCCCCACAAAUUUUUAAACAUGGGCCAGAGAAUAGUUUUAAAUCAUUUAAAUCUAACAACACAAGUAUAUUUAAUGCCAAUACCACCACCAGAACCACUUUCAACAUUUUCUUUAUUGACGGAUCAAUACUUGUCAAAAAAUCCUGGAAUAGAAAUUCUUUUAUGUGAUGUUAUGCCAACAGAAGUUCCCGAUCAGCAAAAUAAAAAAGAUCUAUCUUUAAACAUAGAUUUACCCACAGCACCAAGACUUUCUUGCCACAUAGCAUCUAAUGAAGCAUCUUUAUUGCCAGCUUCAAGAAGAGAUUUGAAACAUCCAUUUUCUGGUUUAACCUUCAAUUAUUUAAAAUUAAAUGUCAGUGAUCUGGGAGAUUAUCAAUAUAUUGCUAUUAUGUUUUAUAAUAAAGUUUCUAUGGAAGGAUUCUUAAUUGGAGAAUUCUUUGAUGAAAGAUUAACGAUUAUGGAAUUAAAUAACUCGUCUAUGAAAGAUCUUAUAAUUGAUGGCAUUCAUAUUGAUGAAUUUCCUGAACAUCAAACCAUGGUAUCUUAUUUGCAUAUUCCAAUUAUUGAUAGUAGUUUAAUGACAUAUAAAAUGUCAGUUCGACGUGUGGGAUGUGUAGAACAUUUUGCAACAUUUGCACGUCAAUCUAUUUCGUCCAUGUACGAAUCUAAAUUUCUGGUCAACGUCGAUAAUGCGGAUUUGAAUAUUCAUGGACAGUCUCCUUUUGUGACACCUGUUAGUGCGCCUAAUUUUCGUAGAGGACUUGAAUUACAAUUUUGGAUGGAUCCUACGUGUUCAAUUCCAUUAUCAAUUGAUAUUGAAUGGGAUUUUUAUGGAAGUCUUGGUAAAAUAAUUAUGCGAUUUCAAACUGUUCUCGUUGCUUUUCCUUUCAUAAUUGUGAUUAUGACUUUAAGGACACAAUUUAGAGAGUACGAUCAUGGUGAGACCUUUAUAAGCUUCGGGCAUGGGUUAGCACUUUUCAUUCGACAAACAUUCUUGAAAUUUAUUAUUUUUGUGUCAGCAUUGUCUAUUUACCAAUCAGUUACUCGAGCUUCAAAAACAUAUUCAUUAGCAGAUUUAUUUCCGAUGGAUUAUGCAUCAGGAGACAUGCAAAAAGCUAUUAAAGCCAAAUCGUCAUUUAAUGUGAAUGAUACAUUACUUGGAAAUCAGGAUCCAUUUUUCUGGUUUCUACCACCGUUAUUUUUUAUAAUGAGUAUUGGAAUAACUAUAGUUAGUUGGAUAUUAUUAGCAUUUAUUGUAAGAGUUUUGGCUGGAGCUGCUGUAUUUAUGAGUCGACGGGAUUUAUUUGUAAAAAAUAUAGUUAAUAAGCCUUCGGAAUCGAAGUCAAGAUUGCGAAGGCAUGUAAUAAUAACAUUAAUACUUUUUAUUCUUGUUGCUUCUUUUGUUCCGUACCAAUUCGCGUUUAUUGUCGCAUUUUUGGUGCAAAUUUCAUCGUGUGUGAAGUCUUUAAUAAUUGCUCGAUCAGUGUAUAAAUCGACAUGUGUACAAGAAAGUUGGGAUAAUUAUCAUUAUUUACAAUCAAUAUUAAUCUUAUUUUUUAUGUUAUUGCCAUUUAAUGUACCUGUGUUAAUGGUAUGGAUAAGAAAUAUGUCAGUUAAUUGGUUUGCGCCAUUUUCAUGGGAUCAUAGUAUAUUGGCCAUAGCGCCAAUCAUAUUUUAUGUUGAAAUUAUAACCAAUGGAAAAAUGCUGCCUAGAUCAACCGGAAGAAAAUCAAGAUUUGUAACUAAUGCAAUACUGUUAAUAAUAACUAUUUAUUCAUUAUUAUAUGGAGUAAGAUAUACGUAUUUAUUAUAUUUUUCCUCACUAGGAUUUAUAACAUGGCUUAUUAUAUUACAUGUUAGAGAUUCAUGGAUUGGUAAAACAAUGGACAUUUAUAUGCAAAGUAUAUUCAAACGUAAUAUGAAAAUUUCAUGACAAUGUGAAUUAUUUAUUCUAAUUUUUAUUAAAGAAAAUUAAUCAUAUUAAUUAUAUUUUAAUAUA